Messenger RNA from Chara braunii, 5411 nucleotides. NCBI's taxonomy places the organism in Eukaryota, Viridiplantae, Streptophyta, Charophyceae, Charales, Characeae. The record is from the annotation of a GenBank genome assembly.
AGAGAGAGAGAGAGAGAGAGAGAGAGAGAGAGAGAGAGAGAGAGAGAGAGAGAGAGAGAGAGAGAGAGAGAGAGAGAGAGGACAUAACACACACAUAACACACACAUAACACACAUAACACACACAUAACACAUAACACACACACACACACACACACACACACACACACACACACAGAGAGAGAGAGAAGAAGAAGAAGAAGAGGAAGAAGGAGAAGAUGGAGCCUGAUCCAAGCAUAGAAGGAGCGUCGGUGAUUAGAGUUGUGUUGCUGCCUGUCGGCAAUAUCUCUGCUGCAACAUUCCGGGAAUACUCCACUCUUGUCGUCCGAUGUCGUCGGGUCGAUCUGACGGCGGCGAAGUCGUUUUACACGGAACAUCAGAAGAGUCCGUUUGCUCAUCAACCUUGGGAUGGGGGGUAUCUGAAUUUCAAAUUCAUACUAGGAGGGGCUGCGAAAAGUCCCUGGGAGGAUUUCCAAGCCCAUCGACGAAUUCACGGGGUCAUCGGAAUAUGCCACUGUCCUCAUUCUCCUAAUGUGAUCGAAGUCUACGACGACUUCUUGCAGGCGGCGAAAGCAUUCCCAGGGGCAAAGUCAAAAAGGUGCUUUGCAUUUGAUCCUACAGAUGAGCAUGUUGCGCAAGACGACAAGAAGAGGCAGCAUCUUGUCAUGUUUCCGCCGGGUAAUCGGCAGCUUCUAGAAUUCCAUAUGCAGACGAUGAUGCAGGAUUUUGCUGCGUCGUUGCUGAUGGCAUUUGAGAGCUUUGUCCUGCAUGCCGACCCUGUGGGUGUGACUGUCACAACUCCAUUGGACUCGCAAUCAUUCCUGAGCUCAGAGGAGGUCAGCAAGGCAAAAAAGAGGAGGCUGGGAAGGGUGCAGAAGACAAUUGGAGACUAUUGCCUACUAGCUGGAUCUCCUGUGGAUGCCCAUGCACAUUAUACUACUGCAAUAGAGCUCUCAAGACUCACCAGUGACUCCUUCUGGUUGGCUGGCGCACUCGAAGGAAUAGUGUGUGCUGCUGUGGUGGAUGUUGAGAAUAGCAGGGACUCUUCUCUUGAAGAUGAAGUGAAGAAUCGUUUCCAGGAGAUAAUCAAUCUCUAUAGGAGGCUGGGAACUGUGUCAUUUGAGGUGGAGGCUAUGUUAAAGGUGGCUCGCUUUCUUUGCGGGUCAGUUGAAUUGCGGGAAACACCCAAGGAAGUCACUGAUUUGCUGAUGCUGGCUGUGGGCAUAGGGAGGGGUCUCACGGAUCCCUGUGAUAAGCUGGUACUCAAUGUGGAAGUGGCACGUAUCUUUGGAUUACUGGGGUUUGAGCGCAAGGCUGCCUUCUUCUCGCGCCAGGUGGCCCAGCUUUAUCAACAGCAAGACAGUAGAUGGGCAGCCAUGAGUGCACUUCAGGUGUUGAUGAUUGCUGCACCUCUUUAUAGGGUUCCUAUACAAAGUGCCCUGAAGCAGCAACAACAUGGUUUGCUUGCGCUUACGGAGAGUGUGGUCGCUCUUUCACGAGACCAGGAGCAGAGGAGGAAUGAGAGGAAAGAAGGCGGCAUGCAGAUCACCAAGAGAAGUAGCUCAGGGGUAUCGCAUGCCGUGCGAGGAGUGUUGCCGAUGGAGGGGCAGUGGAACACCCUGCAGAUGGAAUUGCUGGGCGACAUGCUGGCAGCUGCUAUACGGGCACAGGACCCCAUAGCUGCCUGGAGUGCGGCGGCAAGGUUGUUGAGAGGACACUACAGCUCCAUCCUGCCAAAUGGGCAGCUUGUCCUCUCUGCAAAGCUUGUGGCCGCAGCCGAGCGGAUGCCGACAGGAAGCCGAUGUCUUGAUCCUGCCCUGCCGAUUGUCAAUCUGCACAGCUUUGUUGAGGCGGCCUCAGUGCUGCAGAUUGUCAAGCGGUUCUCAGGACGGAAAGAAUGGUGGGUUGACAGUGGCCAACCCACAACUCCUUUUAUUUACUCUCCUUUUGCUUCUCAGGGAGGGGGUUCAGGAAGAGUAGGCAAUAAUAAGGUCCCACAGAUUGUUUGGGUGAGUGGCGAAGUGAGCCAGGUGGUGGUUGAGCUUAGGAAUCCCUGUUCAUUUGAGGUUGUGGUCGAUAGUCUGUUUCUCAGUGUUGAGGGUGGUUCUUACGAUCCAUUCCCAGUUGCGCUAAGCUUGCCAGCGAAUACAGCUGGACAUCUUGUCACCUUAUCGGGCGUACCCCGAUCUGUGGGGCCAGUCAAUGUGAGAGGAUGUUUUGUGCGAAGCUUUGGCGUACUUACCGAACAUUUGUUCAACAACGCUGUGGACGUAUUGGGUCGUAGCAAGGUGGGAGGCUCUGCAAUCGUACGGUCUGGGGGUCGCCAAAGACUGGGGUCACAUGUUACUGUCGUACCACAUUUGCCGCUACUUGUUGCGACUGUCGCCGGAGGAGAGGGAGCAGGAGUGCUGUAUGAGGGCGAGAUAAGGGAUGUGCAGCUCAGUCUUACGAACGUCGGUGCAGCAGCAGUGGAUGAGGUACACAUGUCUCUCUCUGGAAGAAAUCGGGAGCAGGUCCUUUCCAUAGGGCAGGACGUUUUGCAGUCAAGCUUGCCCCUGUUGCCAGGAAGCUGUGUGUUGGUGCCUAUACGCCUUCGCGCUGGCAAAGCAACCAUGGAAGCAAAAGGAAGCGACGGACCAGCAACCCUCAGCCGGCCCAGCACUGCACGAGCUGGCGUGAGCAAUCAGAAAGCAGGGAGCACCGUUUUGACAAUUCACUAUGCUGGGAAGGGGCGGGCGGAAGGCUCUGCAGGGGUUGGAAACGUGAGCACAGAGGCUCUGCCACCAGGGCGUCGGCUGACAAUCCCUUUACAACUGCAUGUGCUGCAGGGGCUCACACUUGUCCGUGCCCGACUUCUUCCGAUGGAUGUGCGCCCUAGGUCGGCAAACUUCAUCGUGGCAAUGCCUGGCCGGAGAGGAGCAGCAGCAACAGGACAUGCAAGCAAGGGUGCCGGAGGCGAACUGGAGAGGUACCCUGGUCCUGGGCCUGGACUGAGGCUGAUGGAGUUGGAAUUGUUCAACACAACAGAUGUACUUUUUGAAGUGAGUGUGAUGAUUCGGCAGCAGGAAGCACACACACGAGUGCUUCCCGAUGGUGAAUGCGAGGAAGACCCGGUGGGAACACCAAGAAUGGUGUUGUAUAGGUGUCAUGUUUCAGAAUCUCCAGUCACAGCGUACCCUGCAACCCGCAUUGACAGGGAUUGCUCAGCAAGGUUGUUGAUACCGAUUCAACGGUUUAGAUUGCGGCCAAGUGCAGGAGGAAACACACCUAGAAAUGCAAGGGAUAAUCUGACACCGAGCAUCCAAGGGCAGCAAAGAGUAAGAGGAUCAAGCAGCACAGGAAUGGCAGACCCAGUGAGCUCAAGGUCGUUGGCCGAGCUGGAUGCCACAGUUGAUUCGCUGGCCUCGCAGAUAUGCGUCCGUUGGCAGUCUGGACGAAAUAGUACUGGCGAGCUGUCUAUAAGGGACGCGAUCCGUCAAGCGCUUGAACCCCCAGCGUUUGAUCUGCUCUUUCCGGAUCCGGUCACAUUUACAUUUGUUGUUGGGAGGUCAGUCACUCAGCUUCCUCAGCCAGUGUCUUCUCCAUCUGCUCGAGUGUGUGAUAACACGCCCUCAGGUCAUGGUAACGGAAGGCCUAAGCUUCAGAUCUCUGGAUCGACUCUGCGGUUGGCAUCACUACGAUCUCCUGGCUCCUCCCCGAUGGAAUCGCCAUCAGCAGUAAGCAAAUUUGCAUCGCCGGCUGCCAGCUCCCCGGUAACAGCGGUCGUAGCAUAUCGUGCCGCGGAUGAGGGAGAAGCAUCACCUCGGUCUGCAAAUGCACAGGGAGGAGAUCUUGUCGACCAGAAACUGCCUGGAGAGAGUUCCGAGUUCCUUUGCAUGAAAGCCACGGUUCGGGAGCUGACGCCAAUCGUGCUGAUAGUGCGAAAUAAUAGUCCACAGCUGCAGAAAAUGGCAGUAACGAUCUCUUGUCAGGAUGUUGCAGGCUCCAAUUGUCUGGGUUCGGAGGCGUCAAAGGCAACAGUCCUAUGGGCAGGUACCUUGACAGGUGCAGAGCUGGUCGUGGGUCCAUGGAGCGAAUGCAUGCACAAAUUUGCUCUCUACUUCCUGGUGCCGGGAAGCUACACGUUGAUUGGGUCAUGCUUCAUGUUGAGUGACACAUGGCAGAAAGCCAUAGCUGACCAGAGUGAUGGCGGUGCUAGGUUCAGGACUGGCAUCCCAGAGGUCAGCAGUCCGCCGCUUUCGAUCAUCAAGGGGCUGCAGCACAUUGUUGGAGAACCGUUCAAGAUACGGGUUGUGUGACCCUUGAUCUCUGAAGUGGGUGGCGAACAGUUUCGCAGCUGUCAAAUUGGGAGUCAGCAGUCGGUUCUUAACUUCAUGAGUGACAGGAGGACAGGUCCGUGCUGCCGAGGGCUUUGUCUUAGGGUUUGAUGCUCUGCUCUUUGCUGUCGAAGUAGGAACAGGGGUCGGACGUGGUUAUGGCAGGUGGUGGUACCGUUUGGUGCGCACGAGUUCUUUUUUCUUUUUUUUCACAUAAAGGGUCAGCCCAUAACAUUAUUGUUUUAAUUCGAUUCCGUUCAGAUUCGCAGAUUCGAACUCGUAAUCUGUUUUACGGACAGAUACAUGUGUAUACCAUUCAGCCACCUGGGUUCUCGACAGGAAGGUACGCGGAAUUCUGCAGACUGCCGAAGAUUACAAUGGAUAUGUCUUGACUCUUGAUGUUUCCACACAGUUGCUCAGUUGUGGAAACUCAGACAGAGUCGGAGUGAGUGUGCACCCGCCUUUUCUGUCAGAGUACUUCAUUAGAUGCGCUUGUUACAGUAGUCUCAGGAAGAGGGGCAUGCAGAUGUGCUUUGCUGUUAAAGAUUUUAUCACCCCUCUUAUGGGGCUGCAAACACAUGGGUUGCGCCUGUCCAUUCCGUCAGUACUUUGGUAGUAGCACUCGUUAAGCCACCGAGCAAGGUCCACCGGUUGGUGUGCCAGCCUUUCGUGGACGUAUGCGCCUGCCUGCACACUGUUAACUUCAAAUGGUUUCAAGAGGCGCGCAGAGGGCGAAAAAGGAAGGGUCCCUAGAGUCGUAAGACAGGCGGUUUGAGAAGAGGAGGGGCGUGCAUGCAUCAUUGGCUGUGGCUGUUGAAGAUUUUCUCCCCUUGUCUGGGGUUGUCGCAGUUUUCACAUGGGCUGCAGCUAGCAAAGACUCUGAUUCGAAGAGUUCUUAAUCGCAGAAAGAAGAGGCUGGAUUGGCCAUUAGCAGCAGGUCUUCUCGCAUGUCAUUGCUGCUUGGUUCUGCUUCACUGGUUCAGGGUCAAGGUUGCCUUUUAUUAUUUGUAUUUCUCUUUUUGUUGAGGUUUGUCUUUUCAUUGUUUUCAAUAUGCACCACUUUGGCUGUUCUGCAUUCAAGGCACUGCCAACGAUU